UGACCGCCUUAGUAGCGCAACUUUAUUCAAAGUUCAAACUUAUUUUUCUCUUCUAUAAUUGCCGUCUUAAUCGAGACAAUUCUUAAUCAAUCGUAAUAAUUGGUAAAUUACAAGGAUCACCGAUAAUUGGUGUAAUACAACCUGUACUAUUGUUAUGGAUGAUCACUGAUAAUCUGCUGCAGAACAGGUUUUCUUCAGUAUCCUGUUAAUUUUCCUCAGUAACAUAUUCUAGAUUCUCCCUCAGAAGAACCUUCCUUCCUUCGUCAGUUUUGAUUAGCAUCAGGAUUUUGGGAAAUGCAUGUUGUUUAAUGGUACUACAUGGAACAUUACCAAUAGCAACUCUUAAAGUGUAUGAGACAACAGUGAAUUAUUGUACGCAUAUUUAACAAAUUUAAACAAGUAAAAUUUGUUUUGAAUAUUAGAUUCAUACAUCAGCAGUGACAUCUGGUUGUAGUCCUUCAAGAUAUUGUACUUAAUUUUUAACAUAUUUAUUCGGUAAUUAUUUAUAAACAAUUUUAUGUUGGACUUGUGAAUUGAACACAUUGUCAUUACAGAGCAGGACAGGACAUAAAGCUAAAAUGAAUCCAGGACAUUCUUUAGAAUUUCCUUUGAAAAGUGAAACUAAAGGUGCAUUAUCACUACCUUCCAUAAAUCAAGAAAACAGCAACUUGGCUGCCUUUAGUGGAACCAGUGAUGAAGACUUUUUGUCUCAGGAUCCAUUGAUGGACAUCAAAAUAGAGUCAGAGGAAUUCUAUGAGUCUAAUGAAGAUGAUGAAUAUUCAUACGAAAUGGAGUCAACAGUGAAUGAAAAACAUCCACAAACUUGCAAAAAGGAAGUAAAACAAGAAAGAAGGAUCUGUGAUAAUGGAGAGAAGCCUUUCGUAUCCACUGACUGUGAGAAAGCAUUUUACAAAAAAAUUAAUCUUACAAAUGAUAUCACAAAUCCUACCAGAGAGAAAUUCAUAUGCAAUGACUGUGGGAAAGCAUUUUCCUGGAAACAUAAUCUUAUAGUUCAUAUGAGAAUCCAUACAGGAGAGAAGCCAUUCAUUUGCAAGGAAUGUGGGAAAGGAUUUGCCCACAAACAACUUCUUACAAGGCAUAUGAAAAUCCAUACUGGAGAGAAGCCAUUUAUGUGCAAAGAAUGUGGGAAAGCAUUUUCCCAGAAACCAAAUCUUACAAGACAUAUGAGAUUGCAUACUGGAGAGAAGCCAUAUAUGUGCAAUGAAUGUGGGAAAGCAUUUUCCCAGAAACCAAAUUUUACAAGACAUAUGAGAUUGCAUACUGGAGAGAAGCCAUUUAUGUGCAAUGAAUGUGAUAAAGCAUUUUCCCAGAAACCAAGUCUUACAAGUCAUAUGAGAUUUCAUACUGGAGAGAAGUCAUAUAUGUGCAAGGAUUGUGGGAAAGGAUUUUCCCAAAAACAUCAUCUUACAAUUCAUAUGAGAACCCAUACUGCAGAUAAGCCAUUCACGUGCAAUGAAUGUGGGAAAGCAUUUUCCCUGAAACCAAAUCUUACAAGACAUAUGAGAAGCCAUUCAUGUGCAAGGAUUGUGGGAAAGGAUUUUCCCAAAAACAUCAUCUUACACGUCAUAUGAGAUUGCAUACUGGAGAGGAAAAAUAAAAUAAAAUAAACCAGUUAAGGGUAGAGAUCUCUCAAAUUACCAACUAUAUGAGAGGUCAAAAUCACUCACAAAAUCUACUCAAGAAAAUAAGGAAAAUAAAGAAAAAAUACAGAAUAGGGGAUGAACAAAUGAAUGGAAAACUGGCAGAACACAAAGCCAAUAUAAAGGCUCUAGCUUCACAAAUAGGAAACAAAUAACAGGAGAUAAAAGUAAAACAGAUAAAUAGGCAGUUUGGUGAAAAUCCAAGGAUUGUAUAUAGAAACAUGACGAAAGAAACUGGAGGUACGAACACCGCCAAGUAAGGAAGACGGUGAGAGAUUUUGGAAGCCACUGUUUGAAGACCCUAGACAAAACCAAGAGAAUUCAUGGAUUGACACCAUUAGGCAGAAGAACAACCAGAAAUAGCAAAUGCCACCAAUAAGCUUCAUCAUCGAAAAAGUAACAACUAAAAGAAUAUUGUCAUUUCAAGACCCCAGCAACAGGCAAGAUCUCAAAUUUCUGGCUUAAAAAGAUCACAGCACUACAUCACACUUAUGCACAAGCUUUCUCAAGAGUAGCUCACAACAAGAUCAAGGCAAAUAUAUGGAAAAAGAACGAAAGAGAUGCACAAGAAACAAAUUAGGCACUAAAGAUCAACUGCUAAUAAACAAAACAAUAUUAGAAGAUUGUAAGAAAAGACAAAGGAAUCAUAAAAUGGCUUGAAUAGAGUACAAGAAGGCAUUUGACUCUGUGCCGUGCACCUGGAUAUUCAAAUAUAUGGAAUUAGACAACAUCAAUGAGGAAAUAAGAUCUUUCUUGGCAGCACAGAUGAGUAAGUGGAAGACCACUCUCUGUCUAAAACACUCUGAGGGCCAGAUAGUAAUUCCAGACAUAAAAAUCCAAAGAUCCUUUCACGACUUCUAUUCUGCUUGACCAUAGAUCUGCUUAGUAAAAUCUUGAGCAACAUUAACGCUGGCUGUGACCUUAGUAAAAGUAAAAGCAGAAAAGAGAAUAAAAGAGUGAACCACCUGCUCUUCAUGGAUGACCUGAAGUUGUUUGCAGAUUCAGAAGAAAAACUGGAAGAACAAGUUAGGACAGUCCACCAAUUUUCAAAUGACACCUGCAUGGAAUUUGGGUUGGACAAGUGUGCCAAGAGUACAAUAAAGAGAGGGAAGAGAGUAACAUCAAAAGGUAUAAAAGUAGAGGAAGGCAUAUCUGUUGAAGACCUGGCGGAGGAUUCUGCAUAUAAGUACUUGGGAAUAGAAGAAAACACUGGUAUAGAACACAAAAAAAGUGAGAGAAAAGAUAAAGAAAGAAUACAUCAGCCACCUCAAGAAUUAACACCAAAGAACAAGACCACUGUCAUAAACCAGCUGGCAAUAAUACCAUUGGUGGCAUGUGGUUUUGGCAUUAUAGACUGGGCACAAAGUGAGUUAGACAGGAUGGAUAUUAAAAGAUUCUCACCCUACAUUAAGUCAUAUACAGACACCAGUGUAUGGACAUAAUAUACCUCCCUCACAGAGAAGGUGGAUUAGGCCUGGCUGAGAUCAACCAACCCUACAGAGCAGCAAUAAUAAGUCAAGGGUAGUACUUAAAAAGCUCUGAGGAUGAAAACAUAAAAAGGUUGCCCAACACCAUAAUAGAGCCCUGAGCCAACUAACAUCAGUAACAAAACAGGCUAAGAACUUCGCAGGAGAUUUGCUGGAAGACACAGAGGGUACUGAACAGACUCCAGCAAAAACGAUAGCCAGGAAGACCAAGCAGAAAUACAGUCACAGAGAGGAAAAACUUAGAAUGGAAAGGUGGAAAGACCAUGGAAGGGCAGGAAGAUUUCAAGACGAACUGGAAAAAAGUUAAAUAGACAAAGAAGAGUCACUCAGAUGGAUAAGAAAUGGAGAUCUAGGUUAUGAUGGAGAAAGACUGAGAAUAGGAGCACAAGUUCAAGGCCUCCUGACAAACAGCUUCAAGAAAAUGGUGGGUAUAUCAGCAAAUGACCAGUGUAGGUUUUGUCAUGCAGUGGGUGAGAUUGGGAAUCAUCUGAUAUAAGCCUGUGAAACCCUGCUUGCAGAUGGUCACUACACAGCCCGCCACAACAAGAUCUGUAAAUAUAUACAUUGGAAAAUAUGUAAAGAAUACAGAACUGAAGUGAAAGAAAAAGUGUGGGAGUAUGAACCACAUCCAAUCACGUCCAACAGGAAGAUAUAUAGAAGGAGGUGCUAUAAGACCUGCUAUUGCCAUCUGGAACAAUGAGGAAUAAACAGCAAAGAUUAUAAAUGUGACAGUACCCAGUGACUUUGGCCUCAAUAGAGCUUAAAGGCAUAAAAUAACAAAAUGCCAAGACCUGAAGAAUGACCUGAAAAGCACAUGGGAACUGAAGGAAAUAGAAAAAACAAUACUUUUGGUGGUAGGAGCAACAGGACUUAUAAACAAAAACCGGAGAAAAUAUCUUCAGGUUAUAUGAAAUUCCCCAGUAUAAAUGAGGUGCAGAUUGCUGCCCUCAAAGCGAUGGUAAACACCUUGAAACGAGCCCUUGGAUAUAAGGCUAGUGGAAUAUGAAGGUGCAAUCAUAGACCCCAGGCUGGAGCCCAUUGCACCCCUGAUAUAAAUUGAAAAUUAAGAAUAACAUAAGCCAGAGAGAAACCACAUUGUUGCUCUACAUGUCAAAGAAGUUUUCUCAACCAAGUCCUCUCAAAAGACACGAGAAUUCACACUAGACAGAAACUGUUUACUUGAUCUCUGUCCAAGUAGUUUUUAUUACAUGAUUUUAUUUAACUUGACUCCUGCGUCUGUUUUGAAUGAAGGUGUCUCAAAAGGUGUGUGAAAACUCCUGCUAGAAAGAAGUCAUAUCCUGUAUCUGUACUUGGUUUCCAAGAGCUCUUUUUCAUUGGGUUUUUUCAUUAGGUUCAUCUUAGAAUGAAUGUGUUAACUCAGAAGAAAGGCGUCAUACUUCCACACGAUGUUGAAACAGUUUUUCUCUUGUAGAUUCAUAACAUAUGUGAGCACUCAUGAAGGAUAGAUAUUGUUCAUUUACACUGCAUGUUGUACUUUUGUCUUGUAUUCUGCAAAUCACAGUCAUUGGCUCUGAAUGCCAGACUGUUUUUCUUGUAUCAAAAUGCACAAGCAAAGUCACUCAUCAGAGAGGAUGUUCAGUUGCACUGACAGAUUUGUUUAUGUUUUGCACCCCAAAGUAAGUUGCACUUGAUAGGGAGAUAAUUAUUGUGAACUUGUCUGCUAAAUCUAUAGAAAAAAAGGCAACAGCAACCUAAGGGACGAUAAAAAGAAAAGCCACAUAUUUUUAUGAUCCAAUUGAUGACCAUCAUCAUUGCUGUUACUCAAAGAAGAGAAGGAGAAUCUGGAGGAGGGUCUCACUGAAAAUGCAGAUGAAGGCUCUUCAUUUGCAGAGUCUUUAUUAGAAGUCAAGGCAGAGCCAAAGUAUUUUAGCCAGAGUGAAUUUGAUGCAAAAUGGUUGUGUAACCUUUAUGCAAAGGUAAAAUAAAUAACUGUUUUUUUCUUACAAUUGUUUUCAAUGAACACUGUACAGUGCUAGGUUAAGAAACUUUCAUUUGCC
Messenger RNA from Macrobrachium nipponense, 5166 nucleotides. RefSeq names its product gastrula zinc finger protein XlCGF8.2DB-like. Lineage: Eukaryota; Metazoa; Arthropoda; Malacostraca; Decapoda; Palaemonidae. The record is from RefSeq and is a predicted model, not a curated record. Gene Ontology annotation, molecular function: RNA polymerase II cis-regulatory region sequence-specific DNA binding; DNA-binding transcription factor activity. Gene Ontology annotation, biological process: regulation of transcription by RNA polymerase II. Bases 579 to 1592 code for a protein of 337 amino acids. The transcript is spliced from 3 exons.